AUGAAUCAAAAUGAUUUUUUUAAAGCCACGCAAUUGAACAAAAGGGUCAGAAGUGCACACAAGUCAGAUCAGAGGCCUGAGCCUGCAGGUGCUCCCAACUUGACAGGUCUGAGAAAGAAGAAAGCUUCUGCAAAUGACGCAAAGAAACGGCGUACCGCGAGACCCGAGGAAAACCAGCAGAGUGUGACAUUGCAAAAAUCAAGCAAGCGUUUCCAAAAGGAGCGAUUGGUUGGGUCAAACGCUGCUGAAAGGCAGAGAUGGCAUUCCAAGAGACUUAAAAACAUACGGAGGUCAGGCGUGCUGGCGGGGGAGGGGGGCACUCGCCCCUCAUCAGACCCUGGGGCUCCGAGAGCAGCGGCGGCCAGCGGCUUGAAGGCUCCGAGUGGACCAGAAGGCAGCUGCAACGAUGCCCGAUUACCCGGGCUAGGUGAAGACGCAGCCGCCGUCCACGCUCCCCGAGCCUGCCAGCCCCGCAAGCCCGCCGUGUUCCAGGGCACCACGCGACCCAUUUCCUUCAAGCCACACUUGGCGAGGACCACUUCGGCACUGCAAGCGGGGAUUGACCUACCGCACCACUGCGCCGCCCUGGUCUGUCUCCGGUUUAACAGCGGCAGCCACUCGCCCACGGCCAUCCGUGGUGCCCCUUCCACGCCCAGCGGCGUCAGCAAUGGCCCGGCCUCGCUGUCCCCGCAGCAGCUGCCCCCGACCCGCGGGGCAUGGCAGCUCUGCAAGCUCAGGUGCUUCCUCGCCACGCUGCAGCAGCUCCACAGCGACAUCUCCCCGGAGAUGCGGGAACCAGUGCGCACGCUGGUGCCGGGCUUGGUGAACUCCACGCCGACCACGGAGGGGUUCCACGCCAAGCUCCAGGAGGCCACCAACUUCCUGCUGUGGCCCAUUGUCCCGCCCUUCCUGUCCCUGCGGCCGCGUGAGCUCCUGUGCUGUGCCUGCCUGGCCAAGCACCCUGCCCAACACCUGGCCCAGCACGAGCACCUCCUAUUGGACACCAGUGCAGUGUCGGAGCUCCUGAGCGAAGUCAAGGAGAACGGCAAGAGGACACCUAUCAGGACCAAAGAAAAUGGGUCAGACCAUGACCCACUGUACCCUGACCACUUCAGCAAGCGGCCGUACACCCUGAUCCCAGCCCAGCGCUACAGCCCCAGCAACGGGCCACUCCAUCCACCCUCCCACCCCGACUACCGCCUGGAGGACAUGGACGUGUCGCACCGCUGCCGCCACACCUACCGCCACACCGACCCCCGGGAACUGCGGGAGCGCCAUUGGCCAUCGGCAGUGCCCGUGGCACGGCAGGAAGAUGUGAUGGACCACAGGCUCGCGGAGCGCGGGUGGGCGGAGCAGAAGCACCUCAGCAGCCUGCUGAACUGCAUCAUGGACAUGGUGGAGAAUCGGCGGCUGCUCACGGUGCUGUGCCGGUGCCAGAAGCCCAACCGGGAGGAGCUGCACCUCUGGAUAUGGCGCUGGACCAUGAGCCCGGCGGCCACCACCACCCAACCACCCGGUAGCUCCGCCCAUCCCGAGGGGUCUCAGCUAGAUGUCCACCACGAGUUCACGCCCAGGGACCUCUUGGGUUACACGCCUGAGGACAUCUGGACUAGGACUGAGGAGGCUACCUUGUCUCCGCCCCCUACGCCUCCGCCUGUGCCCAUCAUCGCCCGGCCCCGCGUCUAG
Oryctolagus cuniculus (rabbit) is the source of this 1686-nucleotide messenger RNA. The record is from RefSeq and is a predicted model, not a curated record. Lineage: Eukaryota; Metazoa; Chordata; Mammalia; Lagomorpha; Leporidae.